GCGGGGAGCUCGUGCUCCGCGGCCUCACGCUCUAGGCCGGGAACCGCACACGGAGCUGGGCCUCCGCGGCCGUGGCGAAUCGGCGGAGGGGUGGCCGCGGCGGGGCGGGCCGUGAGCGCGCCGAGGAGGCUCCGGGACAGGACCGAGCGGGAUGGAACCGGCACGGUCUACCGUCCUGCUCGCUGUCCGGGAAGCCCUUCACAACCUUUCCACUUCUGAGGAUGGCGGCCACAUCCUUUCCACCCUGGGGGCCCUGAAGCGGUAUCUCCAGGGAGCAGAGAACCCAGCCCUUCCCGGGGAGCAGGAGGAGUUCGCCAGGAUGCACUUCUCCGCCGUCCUCAGAUGUCUCGUGGGCAGGCUGAGCCCAGGCUGGUUGGGGCUUCUGCCCGACGGCCAGUUGGAGGACCUGUGGGCCAGCUUCUUCCUGGAGGGCCCUGCUGACCAAGCCUUCCUGGUGUUGAUGGAGUCCAUCGAGGGUGCUGCAGGCCCGAGUUUCCGUCUGAUGAAGGUGGCGCAGCUGCUGGCCAGGUUCCUGAGCACGGGCAGGAUGGCCGCUGUGAUGGAGGGCCAGUGUCGGCCGCCGGCAGAGCCGGCCUUCCCUCUGCUCCAGGAGACGCUCCUCACCAAGGUGGUGGGCUUGCCCGACCAGCUGGGCAACCGUCUGCAGCGGGAGAACCUGGAGGCCUUCCUCCCCCAGAAUUACUUCCCUCUGCUCGGCGAGGAGAUCAUGCGGGCGCUGCAGGCAGUGGUGGACUCCCUCCGAGGCGGCUGGGACUGCUCCGUCUCCUUCCUGUCUCGGGUGCUCGGGAAAGCCUGCGUCCACGGGAGACAGAAGGAGAUCCUGGGCGUGCUGGUGCCACGGCUGACGGCACUCAGCGAGGGCAGCUGCCUCUGGCAGAGGGUCUGCUGGCGCCUGAUGGAGAGUGUGCCCGACCGGGCCAUGGAGGCUCUGCUCACGGGACUGGUGGAGGUCGCUGCAGGGCCCGAAGUCCUCUCGCGGCUGUUGGGGAACCUGGUGGUGAAGAGUAGGAAGGCCCGGUUUGUGAUGACCCGAAAGAUUCUGUUCCUCCAGCACCGGCACUCGACGCCCACGCUGCAGAGCCUCCUGGGGUACUUGGCCAUGGACAGCCAGCGGCGCCCGCUCCUUGUGCAGGUGCUGAGGGAGCUCCUGGAGACGUGGGGCAGCAGCAGUGCCAUGCGCCAUGGGCCCCUCCCGCAGCAGCGCUACGUCAGCGCGGCCCUGCUCAUCUGCCUGGCGCACCUGGGGGACGCCGAGCUCCGGGACAGCCGAGACGAGCUGCUGGCGAGCCUCAUGGUGGGAGUGAAGAACCGUCUGGAUAGCAGCCUGCCUGCCGUGCGCCGUCUGGGCAUGAUCGUGGCCGAGGUGGCCAGUGCCCGGAUCCACCCCGAGGGUCCUCGCCUGAGGUUCCAGUAUGAAGAGGACGAGCUGAGUCGAGAGCUGCUGGCCCUGGCGGCGCCCCUGCCUGCGGCUGACAGCCCCGCGGAGGUGGAGGCGAGCCCCAGUGUGGCUCCAGCGGCUGCAGAGACCCCUGACGGAGGGAGCACGGAUGGUGGUGUCCCCCAGGCCCGGCCGGAGGGCUCGGGCUCUGACCUGGACAGUGAUGAUGAGCUUGUCCCGUAUGACAUGUCGGGGGACCAAGAGCUGAAGAGUGGGAAGGCACCUGCCUACGUCCGGGACUGCAUGGAAGCCCUGACCUCGUGUGAGGACUGGGAGCGCUGGGAGGCGGCCCUGCGAGCUCUCGAGGGGCUGAUUCUCAGGAGUCCGGCUGCUGCUCGUGAGGUGAGCGUGGAGCUGGCCAAGGUGCUACUGCACCUGGAGGAGAAGACGAGUGUGGUGGGCUUUGAGGGGCUGCGCCAGCGAGCCCUAGUGGCCGUCGUGGUCACAGAUCCGGCUCCGGUCGCAGAGUACCUGACCUCGCAGUUCUAUGCCGUCAACUUCAGCCUCCGGCAGCGCAUGGACAUCCUGGACGUCCUGACUCUGGCUGCCCAGGAGCUGUCUCGGCCUGGGCGCCUCCCCAAGGCUCCCCAGUGCAGCUCCCCGAGUCCCGGCUCCCAGCCCAGCAGCACCCCGGCUCCCGCCUGGCGGGCGGUCGUGGAGAAACGGAUCAGAAACAAGACCCGGCGGUUCUCUCAGGGCUCUGCCCGGCGGGGACCGGACGCUCGCCCCAAUGAAUUCAACUUGGUGGCUGGCUACUUCUUCUUCCCACUCCUUCGGCACUUUGACAGGCCUCUGGUGACCUUUGACCUUUUGGGAGAGGACCAACUGGUUCUUGGGAGAUUGGUCCACACCUUAGGGGCCCUGAUGUACCUGGCAGUGAACACCACGGCGGCUGUGGCCAUGGGCAAGGCCUUCUUGGAGUUCGUGUGGACCCUUCGCUUCCAUGGUGACGCCUACGUGCGCCAGGGCCUUCUGUCUGCGGUCUCCUCUGUCCUGCUCAGCGUUCCGGCCGAGCGGCUGCUGGCUGACCUGCCUGAUGAGCUGCUGGAAGCCCGGCCCUGGCUGGCAGACGUGGCGGAGCAGGACCCUGACGAGGACUGCAGGCUGUUGGCGGUGAGAGCGCUGCUGCUUCUGGAGAAGCUCAGACACGCACUCGUCCCACCGGCUCCUCCGUAGUCCGCCCGCCGUGGCUGGCCUGGCCCGCCCCCGUGCUCCGCCAGCCGUCCGCACGGGCCCUCGGGUGCUGCCCCCAUGGACAGGGGCACCUGCGCAUGGACCGGGGGUUCCGAGGAGGGAGGGAGCUGCUGGGGCCCCUGCGGGCUGAUUGUCAACCUGUCCCCAAGCCCCUUCCUCACCUGAACACAGAAGACUUUAAAAAAACUACGAAAAGGAAGAAUAAAAAGGAGCUGCGCGUGUUCAAGCCCAGGCCA
This is a messenger RNA of Enhydra lutris kenyoni (northern sea otter), 2889 nucleotides long. RefSeq names its product telomere maintenance 2. Lineage: Eukaryota; Metazoa; Chordata; Mammalia; Carnivora; Mustelidae. Gene Ontology annotation, molecular function: telomeric repeat DNA binding; Hsp90 protein binding. Gene Ontology annotation, biological process: telomere maintenance via telomerase; protein stabilization. Gene Ontology annotation, cellular component: cytosol. Bases 152 to 2635 code for a protein of 827 amino acids. The transcript has 21 exons. The record is from RefSeq and is a predicted model, not a curated record.